Pipra filicauda (Wire-tailed manakin) is the source of this 2918-nucleotide messenger RNA. Its product is annotated as LIM homeobox transcription factor 1-alpha-like. The coding region runs from base 240 to 1094 and encodes 284 amino acids. Gene Ontology annotation, molecular function: RNA polymerase II transcription regulatory region sequence-specific DNA binding; DNA-binding transcription factor activity, RNA polymerase II-specific. The record is from RefSeq and is a predicted model, not a curated record. Gene Ontology annotation, cellular component: nucleus. Gene Ontology annotation, biological process: neuron differentiation; regulation of transcription by RNA polymerase II. The transcript has 6 exons. Lineage: Eukaryota; Metazoa; Chordata; Aves; Passeriformes; Pipridae.
AUCCCAUCCAGGUGUCCCAGAUCCCACCCGGGUGUCCCAAAUCCCACCUGGGCGUCCCAAAUCCCACCCAGGUGUCCCAAAUCCCACCUGGGCGUCCCAGAUCCCACCCGGGCGUCCCAAAUCCCACCCGGGCGUCCCAGAUCCCACCCGGGCGUCCCAGAUGCCGCGUUUUCCCCCUCAGGCUGUUCCAGACCAAGUGCAGCAGCUGCCUGAAGGCCAUCGGGCCCUCGGAGCUCAUCAUGCGGGUGCUGGAGAACGUCUACCACGUGCAGUGCUUCUCGUGCUGCGAGUGCGAGCGGCAGCUGCAGCGCGGGGACGAGUUCGUGCUCAAGGAGGGGCAGCUGCUCUGCCGCUCCGACUACGAGAAGGAGAAGGAGAUGCUCAGCGCCAUCAGCCCCGCGCCCACCGAGUCCGUGAAAAGCGAGGACGAGGACGGCGCCCACUCCCACGGCAAAGGCGGCGACGACGGCAAGGACCACAAGCGCUCCAAGCGGCCGCGCACCAUCCUGACCACCCAGCAGCGCCGCGCCUUCAAGGCCUCCUUCGAGGUGUCCUCCAAGCCCUGCAGAAAGGUGAGGGAGACGCUGGCGGCGGAGACGGGAUUGACCGUGCGGGUGGUCCAGGUGUGGUUCCAGAACCAACGGGCCAAGAUGAAGAAAAUCGCCCGGAGGCAGCAGCAGCAGCAGCAGCAGCAGGAGCAGGAGCAGCUCGGGAAUGCCCGGCUGGGAAGCGGGAGAGGGACUGGGAGGAGCAGCCGGCAGAGCAACGACGACAGUGAAGACGCCGCGAGCGUGCCCGGCCUCGAGGGGCUCCUGGCGCCGUAUUCCCGCCUCCCGCCGCAGCCGCUCCUGCCCCUGGAGCACAACGGGCUGAGCCCGGAGCUCUUCCGGCCGGGAAUGACCCCCCCCCAGCUCCCCCCGGAACACCUGCACCCCUACGACUCGGAGGGAGUUUUCCAUGACCUGGACAGCGACAGCCUGGGCCCCCUGGGCGACUGCCUCCUGUCCGGGGCCGAUCCCAGCCUGCUCCAGGCCCGGCUCGGGAAUCCCAUCGACCGCCUGUAUUCCAUGCAGAGCUCCUACUUCACCUCCUGACCCUGGAAAAACCCUUCCCAGGAACGUCGGGAAUGCUGCUCCCGCCUCCCAGCCGGGCGAGGGGACGGGGCGGGACUGAGACCCUCGGGAUUGUUCUCCCCGGAGGAGCCGACGGAGGGAUCCGACCUCUCCCGGCCUUUUCCGUCGGGAUGGGCGUUCCCGGCUGGAAUCUGGGGGGAAUUUCCCCGUUGGUUUCUAUCCCGAGUGGGAAUUUUCCGGCGUUUUCUCUCGGGUGAGGGAAUUUCUGGCCGGAAUCUGUCGGGACUGGGAAUUCCAGGCUGGACUCCUGAGUGAACCUUCCAGCAUUUUCCAUUGGGACCAGGAAUUUCCAGCCAGAAUCCAUCACUAUUUGGGAUUUCCCCUCAUUUUCUAUCAGGACCGGGAAUUUCAGGCCAGAAUCCAUCAAUAUUUGGCUUUUUCCAGCAUUUUCCAUCAGGAGCUGCAAUCCCUGCCCGAAAUCCAGACUGAACCUUCCAACAUUUUCCAUCAGGACCAGGAAUUUCGGGCCAGGAUCCGUCAGCAUGGGGAAUUUGGGGGCGGAAUCCGCCGAUAUUUGGGAUUUUGAGGCCGAAUCGCUCGGGAUUCACCCCCCAGUGCCCAUCCCAAGCCGUCUCCCAGUAUUCCCAGCACAACUCCAAGCCCUAAUCCAGCUGGAAAGGCUCUGGAUCUCCUCCCUCCCGGGUUCUGUCCACGAUUCCAUCACUGGGAUGGUGGUUUUAGCCCAGUUUUUUUCGGGAAUGACCCAGGAUCUCCCCAGAACGUCGUCAAGGAUGGUUGGAAUUCCUGGAAAAGUUUUCCCAGGAGCUGUUCCAGCCAAAGGAAUAAAAACCUCCCCCAGCUCUCCGAGCGUUCCAAGGAGGAAAUAUUCCCGGAAAGGAAUUCCCAAGACUGUUCCAAGAAAGGGAAUGACGACUUACUUUGGGAUCUGCGGAGUCGGGAAUCGGGCGGGACAAUCCCGAGGAUUUGGCCGACGGAUUCCUGGAUGUGCUUUUGUCCCUGAGCCGCCACACGCUGAUUUUUCCAGGUGGGAACCUCCUGGAGGAACCGAAAACCAGGGAAAAGGCGGAUUUUUUGUCGGAGGGAAAUUCCCUGGAACUAAAAAUUCCUCAUGCUGGCGGUGCCGGGAUUAUCCCGGACUUCUGGGAUCCGCCUCUUCCCAUCCACGGACAACACUCCCAGACAGCUGGACACUGGUUUCUUGGGAGGGAAGGGGGGAGACUUUUCCCAAAAAACCCGGAUAUUUAUGGCACAUUUUUGCCCGGAAAGGCGAGUUUGGGAUGGAAUCGGGAGAGUUCCCACCAUCCCAAAUCCCAGAAUUCGCCUCCUCCAUCCGUGUGUUCCCUUUGGAGGCUCCUGCCCUCGGGACGGUCUCGGCUCUGAUGGAAUUUCGGGAGAAUCCGCAGUGAAAUUGUGGAAAUUUGAUGUUUCCCCCCCCCAGAUCCCCCUCCCCGAAUCCCUCCGGAUGCUCCCCGUGAUCCCGUGCCAGUGUUUUGGGAAUUCUCUUUUGCAUGUACGUUGGAAAAUAAACCCCCCCACCCCCCAAAAAAAGGCCAAGUUUAACUGGGAACGUGGGAUUUUCCUGCCUUGGGAAUUCCAGGGUGGGGUUCCUUUCCCGGGGGGUUCAGGAAGCAGCUUCCCGAAUUCCCGGAUUUGGCUUCGUUUCCCUGUUUCCUGAGCUCUCUGAAAACAGCUUGGGAAAGGCACUGGGAAUAUCCCACGCUCCUCUGGGAUUUUAUGGAUAAAUAGAUUUAGAUUUUAGGGAUGAACAGAUUCAGAUUUCAGGGAUAAAUACAUUUGGAUUUGGGGGAUAAUAAAUAAUUUCGA